CUGGAUGCCGCCAAGGAGCGCCAGAACCGGAUCGAAACCCAGAUCAGCCAGUUGGAGUCGGCAAUAUCCAAGGCCGAGAUUCUUCCCGGAUCCAGCAACGGCGCUGAGAUAAGCCGGUCCGCCGUAGGCACCCGGAUUACUGUCAAGGACAAGGACUCUGGUGAGGUAAUCGACUAUACUCUUGUGGAUGCCCGUGAGGCCGACAUAGGUCUGCGACGAAUCUCGAUACAGUCCCCUGUGGGACAGGCCCUGCUGGAUUUGGGUGCGGGAGAAGAGGUGUCAGUCCCCACUCCGAAGGGAACUUUGAUGUACGUCGUCGAGAACGUAACCGCCGCCUGA
Geodia barretti is the source of this 339-nucleotide messenger RNA. The record is from the annotation of a GenBank genome assembly. NCBI's taxonomy places the organism in Eukaryota, Metazoa, Porifera, Demospongiae, Tetractinellida, Geodiidae.